Aspergillus niger is the source of this 561-nucleotide messenger RNA. RefSeq lists its product as hypothetical. Lineage: Eukaryota; Fungi; Ascomycota; Eurotiomycetes; Eurotiales; Aspergillaceae. The transcript has 4 exons. The record is from RefSeq and is a predicted model, not a curated record. Bases 1 to 561 code for a protein of 186 amino acids.
AUGUAUCCUCAAUCACUGCUAGUGCUUUCCCAGGGGUUAGGGUGUCCGACCUGCAUACUAUCCCAGACAGGAGGAGAGCAACAUAUACCACCUGGCAGGUACCAACACCCGCGACACAAUGUCUCUAACUAUUCCCAAAAGUGGAUGUCCGCCAGUUUCAGGGCUGUGGUGGUGGACGAUGAUGGAAUGAUCCAAGCCACCGACGAGCUGGAUCCUUAUGACAAAAAUCUAUUCGUAGGAUGUUGGAAAGGACCGGCUGGGAGGUACCUUGCCGCCCCCUCCUGCAUCGGAAUUAAAGGUACUGGUUCCCGCCAACUCGGUCAGGCACAGGGUGUAAGUUACAUCCUGCUCUCCCCUUGCCUAGGAGUGACAGCCUCUAUCCCGGUGCUGCCCGAGUCAAGUGUUUGCCCCACCCAAGGUGCUCGCGCCAUCAAGACUAUCAUCCUGGUUGAUUCUGUGCUCUUACUUUCUGUUCUUUUCGGUUCGAUAGCUGUUUCAGCAGACACUGCACAUUGUGACUAUGGGACUGGAGGUCUAACUGGCAUUACUUCAUCAGCAUGA